Messenger RNA from Myripristis murdjan (pinecone soldierfish), 1136 nucleotides. It is a transcript of the gene prr13, whose product is annotated as proline rich 13. NCBI's taxonomy places the organism in Eukaryota, Metazoa, Chordata, Actinopteri, Holocentriformes, Holocentridae. The record is from RefSeq and is a predicted model, not a curated record. Bases 32 to 709 code for a protein of 225 amino acids. The transcript is spliced from 4 exons.
CCUUUAACACGGGCGGGGCUUGCUGCUGCGGAUGGGCUUGCCUUCUUUGUACGCAGCUCGGUCCCGGAAGACAAACACUGCUGAAUUCCUGACAAACUUGCCCAGAUCCAGCACAAGUUUCAAAGACUUUCAUGUGACGCCUGUGGUCUCUGUCACUUGUCUGGAAAAACACAUCAGCAUGUGGCCAAAUCAAGGUCCUCCUCCUCCACUGGGCCCACAAAACCCUGUAUACCCCCCUGGAUACAAUCCAGCAUACCCUAGUGUGCCUCCUCCAGGAGUCUUCCCCCAGGCUCCAAACCCAGGGUACCCAGCUGGCCAGUACCCUGCUGGUGUGAACCCAGCUGUGCCUCCUGCUGUACCUCCAGGCACCAUGCCCUAUGGAGCCCCAGGGACUCAGCCUUAUCCCAUGGCUCCCGGUGGUUAUCCAGGUGUCCCUCCUGCAGGUGUUCACCCAGGGCCUUACCCACACUCUCCAAAAGGGGGUCACCAUAAAGGCCACCAUAAGGGUCAUCAUGGAGGCCUGAAUCCCAUGGCCGGAAUGAUGGCAGGGGGAUUGGCAGGCAUGGGGGUGGGGCUGGUCGGACACAAAGCCCACAAAAAGAUGAAGAAGAAGAUGAAGAAGGCGCAUAAGGCGCACAAGCAUGGUCACUAUAAACACGGCAAGUCCUCCAGCAGCAGUAGCAGCAGCAGUAGCAGUGACUCAGACUGAGGCCACCGAUGCAAGGCAGUGGAGCUGAUGUACAAAUGGACAUCCAGUCUAUUAACAUUAAACAGACAAAAGUCACUGUAAUCAUAACUAGACUUAAGGGGAAAACACAGUAUUUUGUCAUGUAACAUAUGAGCUGUGUUUUGACAGAGGAUUAUCAUUCCAGUAUGCUUUUUUUCUUUUUGUUGGUUUCUACUGUUUAUGUAAAAAGUUAUUUCAUUUUAUUUCUGUACAAUAACAAGAAUACAUAACUACAUGUAAAAAUAUUGGUAUAAUUAGAGGAGGGACUGCAGCACACUGGAGACUGCAUUAGACUUGUAGCACUAAGCCAAACUCUUUUCUUCCUUUCUGCAAUGCACAACAAUUGUACUGUGGAUUUCUGGUCAAAUCUGGUCUGACACUGUGUGAAUUAUUAAAAACAAUGACCUCA